AUGACUCCUCAACGGCGAUCCAUCUACAUCAGCUCUGCUCCUUCGACAAUAGUGUCGCCUCCCGUGGCCCAAGUCCGCACUUUUCAUGAGCAGUUCCCCGGAUAUCAGGCCAGUCCUCUAGUGCCUUUGCCCGAAGUCGCGCAGGAACUCGGCGUCCGUGCGGUGUAUGUCAAACAAGAAAACAAUCGUUAUGGCCUACCAUCCUUCAAAGUAUUGGGAGCCUCAUGGGCCAUUUACCGGGCGCUUCUGGCGCUCUUGGACCUGCCCCUUGAGACGUCCUUAGAAACCCUCACGGAGCGCAUCCGGGCGGGUGAGCCUUUCACAUUAAUGGCCGCCACGGAGGGAAAUCACGGUCGCGCAGUGGCUUGGGUGGCCCGUCAACUAUCUCUACAGGCGCGCAUCUAUGUCCCUCGCACGAUGGUUGCGUACACCCAGGAGAUGAUCCGGUCGGAGGGCGCGGAUGUCAUCGUUGCCAAUGGGGACUAUGACUAUGCCGUGCUGGAGGCCGCCAAGGCAUCUCAAGCGACAAAAAAUGCAAUCCUAGUACAAGACACGGCUUUUGAUGGCUAUGAGGAAAUCCCAUCCUGGAUUGUAGAAGGCUACUCCACGUUGAUGCACGAGGUGGAUGUGCAGCUACAAGCGCUGGGUCAGCAGAAUACUCUUGUUGUGUCACCUGCGGGAGUCGGAUCGUUGGCUCAAGCGGUCGCGAUUUAUUCCAAGUCGCGCACAAGCCCGGCGACUUUUGUGGCUGUCGAGCCAGAUACCGCUGCUUGUCUGAACCUGAGCCUUAUAACAGGAGAGUCGACCUCGAUCGUCACUAGUCCCAGUAUCAUGGCCGGCAUGAAUUGCGGCACUGUGUCCUCCGCCGCCUGGCCGGUUCUCCAGAAGCUUGUCGACGCCAGUGUCACAAUCUCGGAUUAUGAGAGCCAUCGCGCCGUUCAGUACCUUGCGUCAAACGGAGUAGACUCGGGUCCGUGCGGUGCGGCUAGUUUAGCAGCCAUUCGGCGCCUCAAAGCAGAGCACGAUUCCUCUGCGUACUUUUCCUCGGACUCGGUGAUUGUACUGCUGAGCACUGAGGGUCAUCGUCCCUACCAAGUCCCUGAAGAUGUCUCGUCAGAUGACCCGAUUGUCUUGACCCAGACCCUUACACGGAUUGACUCCUCCAACCCAACAUUGUCCAAGGCCAAGGGAGCGGGCGAGACAGAUGUAGUCAACUACCUGUCGGCGUGGUUUGCGCACCGUGGCAUCGAGCAUCAUCGCGUGGAAACCAAGCCAGGCCGUCCUUCCGUGGUCGGCAUCGUCAGGGGAACUGGAGGUGGGAAAUCGUUGAUGUUCAACGGCCACGUGGAUACCGUGACCUUGAGCACGUAUGAAGGAAACGGACUGAGUGGACAUCUCGGGGAGAAGGAUGGCAAACAGGCGAUCUUCGGUCGAGGGACGCUUGACAUGAAAGCCGGAGUCGCCGCAGGACUGGCUGCAUUGGCGAGCGCCCAGCGGUCAAGGCUUGCCGGAGAUGUGAUCGUCACUGCUGUGGCGGAUGAGGAGGAUGCCUCGCAAGGCACGAUGGAUGUGAUCGAAGCUGGAUGGAGAGCCGACGGGGCGGUGGUGCUGGAGCCCACUAAUUUAAGGCUAGCACAUGCUCACAAGGGAUUUGUGUGGGUAGAGUUGGAAGUGCAAGGACGCGCAGCGCAUGGCUCGAACCCUGCGGCCGGUGUUGAUGCGAUUAUGAACAUGGGGUUGUUGCUGCAAGCCUUGAAGCAGUAUCAGCAGCAAUUGCCGGUUGACGAGGUGCUUGGUCAGGCAUCGCUUCACUGUGGAGUCAUCAACGGUGGGGAUGAGGUAUCCUCGUAUCCUGCCAGCUGUACAUUGACCGUCGAGUUCCGAACUGUGCCCGCACAGACAGAGGAGAUCAUUCUGAAUGAACUGCGAGACCUGCUUACUCGGAUCAAAACGCAGGAUUCCGAGUUCCAGUUCAGCGAGCCUCGCAUCACUUUCUCGCGCCCGUGCCAGUACCUCCCUGAGAGUCACCCCCUGGUGCAGCAGGUGGUUGAGAUCAGCAAGGAGGUUCUCGAAGAACCUGUCCCAGUGGUCAGUGUGCCGUUUUGGUGCGAUGCUGCUCUUCUGACACAAGCGGGAAUUCCCAGCAUUGUCUUGGGACCGGUGGGCGAGGGAUUGCAUGCCAAAGAAGAAUGGGUAGAGGUGAACAGUGCACGACAACUGACUGAGAUGCUUGAGAAGUUGAGGAAGCUGCCAUGCAUGUUGAUGCUCUCGCAUGUUGUGUGUUGUGAAGAUAAAUCCCCUGGCUCAGGCGCAUCGUCCUGGAACCUCGCUCCUUCACCAGAAACCAGUAGUAGCUUUUUAGAAUGGCAACCGUCGGACAAUGCAGCGUCUUUCACGCUUCCUAUCGAUCACUCAUCGCUCGACUAUCCUCCCCAGCCAAGUGAUUUGCCUGACGUGCUCUCCACCAACAAUCUCUCGCAGCACGACACACUCGCGCCCUUUUAUUACCCACUUGCUGCAGACCCUUCCCUCCCAAUUCAUCCAACCCGUCUCGAUGACGGCUUCGUUAGUGUCUCCCAGUGGCUGGACGGUGCCUAUCGACCCCCCGUGCCCUGCAGCUACUGCCAACGUCACCGACUACAAUGUCUAAUUCUGCGCACCACUUCCGCGAACCCCAAUCCGGUCACGUCAUGUUCCAGCUGUGUCGCACUUUAUCGAGAGUGCAGCCUCGCACAAGGCGAGAAGCGCCAGGCUGCAGGAUUCGAAACCAUCUCCCCAGUUUUCGGCCAUCUGCACGGCCUCACGGAAGAGCACGACGGAGGACUUGCUCCCUCAGAGCCUGGAUUAGAAGUAUCAGCAAGACAGGCGGACAAUGCUACUCAGGCUGAGACACAAGUGAGGCCGCGCUUCUCGCGCAAGGGAGCAAAAAUCCUGCGCGACUGGUUCUAUCGCUAUCAGCACUUUCCCUACCCGACCGAUGAACAACGCGCCGAGUUUGCCAGUCAGACCGGCUUCACCGAGCGACAGAUCUCAAAUUGGUUUGCCAAUGCCCGCCGACGCCGGAAGAUGGCGUUACGCACGCCGCGGCCCAACCCCGCCACGCCCUCGCCUCGCGGCAGUUCCCCCAUGCCUAUUUCGAGGCACGCAUCUUUGACACCUAUGGAGCGAUGGCAGAAGUCUCCUCCCGACCAAGAUCCAGUCCCGCAAGCCAUCAUUGAGAAGGCCAUCGCCACUUCGAACCUUCCCCCAGCAGCAGGAGCUGAACUCAGCCGAGGCGAGCGCGUGGAGGCGAGCCAUCGCGGCGACGGCCAUGCUUACUCGGUCUCGAGUUUGGAAAGCGGACAGUUGGAGAGUGCGCGAUCCCAAGCAUCGUCUGACACGGCAUCUUCAGCGGCUUGGAGCCACAACUCGGAUGAUUAUUUCCCAUUCCCGCUGUCUGAUAGCCGUCGACGCCGACAGCAUUCUCGACGCAGGCCCUCAUCCACCCACUCACUUGACGAUCAUCAAUACCAAUGCACGUUUUGCCCUCGAUCCUUCAAGAAAAAGCACGAUUGGUGCCGCCAUGAGUCAAGUAUGCACCUCUGUCUUGAGUCGUGGUUCUGCACUGUUGAUACAACUACACCUGUUGAUCUAGAGCCCGUGGAAUGUGAGUUUUGCGAAACUCCACGGCCCUCGCCUGCGCACCUCGAGUCACACGAAUUCGACGUCUGCGCGGAUCGACCGCCGAGCGAGCGAACAUUCGCGCGCAAAGACCAUCUGAUCCAGCAUCUCCGGAAGUUCCACCGGUGCACCAAGGUGCCUGCAGCGAGGGUCCAGGGGUGUCGCUCCACUCGCACCGCUGUGACGAGUCGGUGUGGGUUCUGCGACGCGGAGAUGCAGAGUUGGACUGAGCGGGCGGAUCAUCUGGCGGAUCACUUCAAGAAGGGCCUGCGAUUGAGUCAGUGGACGGGCGGAUGGGGACUGGAUGCUACAUCGCUGGCAAUGCUGAGAGAUGCUACCUUGCCGGCUCAGCGAGUGUCCGGGUCGUGA
Aspergillus uvarum CBS 121591 is the source of this 4029-nucleotide messenger RNA. RefSeq lists its product as uncharacterized. The transcript has 3 exons. Bases 1 to 4029 code for a protein of 1342 amino acids. Gene Ontology annotation, biological process: regulation of DNA-templated transcription. Gene Ontology annotation, molecular function: hydrolase activity; DNA binding. The record is from RefSeq and is a predicted model, not a curated record. NCBI's taxonomy places the organism in Eukaryota, Fungi, Ascomycota, Eurotiomycetes, Eurotiales, Aspergillaceae.